AAUCUGGACCCCGGGGACCCCAGGCAGCCAGGCCCCACUAAAACAGAGCCGCCACCUCUGCCCUUUGUGCCCUGCCCACAGCAGCUCCAGUGCCACCCUGCAGUGUCCUCUCAACCAGCCACAGACAUGACAGAGCGUCUGACCGCCGAGCAGAUCAAGGAGUACAAGGGGGUCUUUGAGAUGUUUGACGAGGAGGGCAACGGGCAGGUGAAGACGGGCGAGCUAGAGCGGCUCAUGAGCCUCCUGGGCAUCAACCCCACCAAGAGUGAGCUGACCUCCAUGGCCAAGGACGUGGACCGCGACAACAAAGGCUUCUUCAACUGCGACAGCUUCCUGGCCCUGAUGGCGGUUUACUGGGAGAAGUCCCAGAACCAGGAGGGCGAGCUGAGGGCAGCCUUCCGAGUCUUCGACAAGGAGGGCAAGGGCUACAUUGACUGGGACACACUCAAGUAUGUGCUCAUGAAUGCGGGUGAGCCCCUCAACGAGGUAGAGGCUGAGCAGAUGAUGAAGGAGGCCGAUAAGGACGGGGAUGGGACCAUUGACUACGAGGAGUUUGUGGCCAUGAUGACCGGAGAGUCCUUCAAGCUGGUCCAGUAGGAGCAGCUGCUUCGGCUGUGGGAGGCCUGCCCAACCAAGGAAGGCCGCUGCCCGCAGCUGCUUGCUGCCACCCACCCUGCCACCCACCUCACCUCACCCCAGCAAUGCGGCCAAUAAACGCUCCAGCCAGACUCGUGUGUGCUUCAUUGUA
Molecule: messenger RNA, 748 nt
Organism: Rhinolophus ferrumequinum (greater horseshoe bat)
Lineage: Eukaryota; Metazoa; Chordata; Mammalia; Chiroptera; Rhinolophidae
Gene: CALML6
Product: calmodulin like 6
Exons: 5
Coding region: 127-597 (156 amino acids)
Cellular component (GO): myosin II complex
Molecular function (GO): calcium ion binding
Source: RefSeq, a predicted model, not a curated record